UAAACAAAAUAAUAAUGCCCCAAAGAUUUUGGCAUUGAUCUGGCAACAGUUGUUGUUAUUGUUGUGGAGAAAGAAGAAAAAGAGAGAGAAGAUAAAGAAGACAAAAGGACGAGAAAGAGGAGGAUUAUCGGUGUUUUUCUUGGUGGAAGAGAAAGAGGAAGAGUCAGAGAGGAAGAGGGAGGAGCAGCGAGAGAAGAAGGAGAAGAGGGUUAAAUAUGCCGCCCACCGUCAACCAGACUCACCCUGUUGACCGUGAGAAGCGACCAAGAACUGGAGACAGAAAUCUUCCACUACAGGAGCAAAUACAUAUCAGAAGGUCCGACUUAGUGAGUCGCGUCAAGUACUGCAACACACUUCCGGACAUCCCAUUCGACCCCAAGUUUAUCAACUACCCUUUUGAUUCCAAUAGGUAUGUGCGGUACAAGCAGACUUCCCUGGAGAAGAACUACCGAUAUGAGGUUCUGACUGAGCACGACCUAGGCGUGACCAUUGAUCUCAUCAAUCCAGAGGCCUAUACUCCAAUACCCGGGACGCAGCUCCACCCCACUGAUGAACGAUUGCUUGAAGAUGACAUACUCACUCCACAGGAUGCAAAACGCUCCAGACAUCACCAUGUCAAUGUGUCAUGGUUGCGGCGGACUGAGUACAUCUCGACAGAGCCGACACGCUUCCAACCACAGACUAAUGAGAAGAUUGAAGCCACAGUUGGUUUUGCCACACGCAGGAAGAAUGCUUCGGAUGAAAACGUCUACAUUGAUCGUGAAAGUCAACUCGAAGCCAUAGAGAAGACCUUCCAGGAUGUUAAAUGUCCCCUUGAGAACCACUACAGCAAGCCUGGGGUCACAGCUGUGGAAGAACUGCCGAUCUACCCAGACUUCUCUCUCUGGAAGUACCCUUGUGCCCAGGUCAUCUUCGACUCAGAUCCUGCGCCGGUGGGGAGACCCAUGCCUGCACAACUGGAAGAAAUGUCCCAGGCUAUGAUUAGGGGUGUGAUGGAUGAAUCGGGCGAACAAUUUGUGGCAUACUUUUUACCCACGGAGGAGACGCUUAGGAAGCGGAAGCGAGACAUCGAGGCAAACAUGGACUACAUGGAAGACGAUGAAUACGACUACAUUAUGGCGCGUGAGUACAACUGGAACGUGAAGAACAAGGCGUCCAAGGGCUACGAGGAGAACUACUUCGUGGUGCUACGCAAUGAUGGCGUGUAUUAUAACGAACUGGAGACCAGAGUGCGGCUGAGCAAGCGUCGUCUCAAACAAGGUCAACAACCCAACAACUCGCGACUGGUCGUCCGUCAUCGACCUCUGAUAGCCCAGGAGCACAAGACCCAACGCUUCCGAGAGCGCAUGAUGGAGCCUCCAGGAGAAGACGAAGAGGAGGAGGAAGAGGAGGAGGAAGAAGAAGAGGAGGAGGAGAUGGAAGUUGAACAGAAUGAUAAAGGGAGUGUUAAAGGUUCAGAUGACGAGGGUAGUGACAGGUCCAGGUCCAGGUCCAGGUCCAGGUCCAGGUCUGCAAGUAAAGACCGUGCUCGGAGCAGGUCAGGCUCCAGAUCACGCAGCAGGUCGGGGUCACGAUCGAGGAGUCGUUCUCACAGUGGCUCACGCAGCAGGUCCCACAGCAGGUCACACAGCAGGUCACGCAGCAGGUCACACAAUAGGUCCCACAGCAGGUCCCGCAGCAAGUCUCGCAGCAGGUCUCACAGCAAGUCCCACAGCAGGUCACGCAGCAAGUCCCGCAGCAAAUCCCGUAGCAGGUCCCAAAGCAGGUCACGAAGCAGGUCUCACAGCAAGUCGCGUAGCAAGUCCCGCAACAAUUCACGAAGCAAGUCGCGAAGCAAGUCGCGAAGCAAGUCGCGAAGUAAGUCGCGAAGCAAGUCCCGUAGCAAGUCACGAAGCAAAUCUCGCAACAAGUCCCACAACAAGUCUCAAAGCAGGUCAAAGUCAAGGUCACGUUCCCGCUCCGCCUCCGGGUCCCGGGCGUCACGUUCUCGAUCACGUUCUCCCAUCAAGUCGAGAUCUGGCUCUGGGUCCCCUUCAGGCAGCAGGUCCAGAAGUGUCUCCCCAGCACCAUCAGAAAGGUCUGCAAAAUCAGCGGCUUCCAGCAGAUCAGCACGGUCAAGUGGUAGAAGUAGGAGCGGGUCGCCUGCUGUCAACAGUUCACCAGGCCGCCGCGGCUCACCCACACGCAGCAAGGCUUCCGCCUCGGACUCGGGUUCCGAUUCCGAUUCGUCAGACUCCAGCUCCGGUUCUGACUAGCCUUAGUGUCUUGUACAUUCAGUACCACUAUAUGAAGACAGUAUAAGUCACAGUGACUUAUACUAGUGUCUUGUACACUUAGUACUGCUACCACAAUACCAUGGAUGAAACUUUUAAUUUAGUUAGGACACUUCCCUGGAGAUGGGAAGUACAGUGCCUGCACUCUGAAGGAGGGGUGUUAAUGUUGCAGUUUAAAAACUGUAGUGUAAAGCACCCUUCUGGCAAGACAGUGAUGGAGUGAAUGAUGGUGAAAGUUUUUCUUUUUCGGGCCACCCUGCCUUGGUGGGAAUCGGCCAGUGUGAUAAUAAAAAAAAAAAAAAAUACUUCAUACAAUAUUCAAUCCAUCUUGAAUCAUUCUGAAGUUACAAGAGAAGUGAUAACAAGUUAGGACGAAUUGAAUCAUUUCAAAGUUCCAUUUCCAGCUUCUGAGUUCAAUGUGACUUGUUCUGUCUUGAUCGAAUCUUAUUAAAUAUCUCAAGUCUUGCGUCGGACACAGAGUAGUAACAUUAUUGUAUAGAUUAUUUCAGAAAUAUUAACUAGGAAGACUGUAAUUUCUGAUAACAGAAAGGAGGACUGAAACUGGUGACCUGAAGUUUUGUUUCAUAUGAAUUUUGAGAGGCGGACACGAUUGACCUUAAACCAGUUGAUGUGGGACAGACAGUUAUAUAGAGGAAUUUUGUUGUUAUAUUUAAUCUAUGGAGAUGCUUCAUUCAGUUCACAGGGAUGUACAUGAGUGUAUACAAGUGUAGUUGUGUGAGUGACUGGGUUAGUGAGGUCACUGUACUUGCCUGUUUUGUGGUAACAGGGGUCGAGUUGCUGUUCCUGGCCCCGCCUCUUUGCUGGUUGCUGCGAGGUUCACUCUCUUCCUGCUCCUUGAGCUUUAUCGUACCUCUUUUUAAAGCUGUGUGUGGGUGAGCAUAGGCUAGAGGCACUGCAGGAGGUCACUGUCAUCUGAAGGAACAGUAGACUUCCUGCAGUGCAAUGCAGUGAUACAGGCACUGUAGGAGGUCACCAUUCAUCCUGCAGUGCCUUAUCUCAUCCUUCACCCCAGACAGUGACCUCACUAACCAAGCCACUCACAUGACUAUACCUGUAUAAAUAUACUUGUCCAUUCCUGCCUUCCUCUCAUGUAUAUAUAUACGGGCUCCCUUUCCUUCAUGUGUUUGGGUGGCUAGUUAAUGGUCCAGGUUCGACCAAAACAUUGUCAUAAACUUUCUCCCACAUGCGGCUUUUUUGUGUAUACAAACCUUCUUCAUAGGUGAAAAUAUUCAGCGAAGUUCCUUUACACCGUUACACUGUUUUUCCAAUUUUAAGAAAUCACGUAUUGUGUGUACUGUUCAACUUAACACUUCAGUUCAGUAUUUUAAAAGACUGUGUAGUAUGUGUUGUUUGGGUCCCCCAACUUAGAACCUAAGUUCAGGGCCGGAUUAAGGCGUGGGCUUUGUGGACUGCAGCCCAGGGUCCUCUGCCCGCUGCAGGACUUCCAGGUCCUGCAACCCAGAGGCCUCUGCCAGCUGGAGGGCCUCCACCAGCUGGAGGGCCUCCACCAGCUGGAGGACCUCCACCAGCUGGAGGACCUCCACCAGCUGGAGGACCUCCACCAGCUGGAGGGCCUCCACCAGCUGGAGGGCCUCCACCAGCUGGAGGACCUCCACCAGCUGGAGGUCCUACAGAGAUGUUCCCAACAACUUACAAUUUACUGAUGUUUUGGAUAAAUUUGUUGCCAAGAAAUUACACAAAGUAAAUGUUUGAAUUUUAAUUGUGGUUAACCUUUUAAAAAUAAAUUUAAUAUUUCUUUAA
This is a messenger RNA of Cherax quadricarinatus, 4055 nucleotides long. RefSeq names its product RNA polymerase II-associated factor 1-like protein antimeros (gene atms). NCBI's taxonomy places the organism in Eukaryota, Metazoa, Arthropoda, Malacostraca, Decapoda, Parastacidae. The record is from RefSeq and is a predicted model, not a curated record. Gene Ontology annotation, molecular function: RNA polymerase II complex binding; chromatin binding. Gene Ontology annotation, cellular component: Cdc73/Paf1 complex. Gene Ontology annotation, biological process: transcription elongation by RNA polymerase II.